Molecule: messenger RNA, 4874 nt
Organism: Anoplophora glabripennis (Asian longhorned beetle)
Lineage: Eukaryota; Metazoa; Arthropoda; Insecta; Coleoptera; Cerambycidae
Product: FERM and PDZ domain-containing protein 4
Cellular component (GO): cytoskeleton
Molecular function (GO): protein binding
Source: RefSeq, a predicted model, not a curated record
AUGGAGUCUUGCCAUGUUACUCGGACAGCAGGUUGGUUACCUCCAGUGGAAGCUUGGAAAACUGGGGAGGACGCUUUGCCUUAUGGUUGGGAAAGAGCGCUAGAUGACUCAGGAAGAACUUAUUAUAUCAACCAUGUCAACAAAACAACAACGUACGAGACUCCAGUAAUAAAAAAUCUAGAACCAGCUCCUAGGCCUGAACCAAGGGCGGUCACUCUGGAAAGGUCACCAGUCUUAGGCUUCGGAUUUGUGGCAGGUUCCGAAAAACCCGUCAUUGUUAGAUUUGUAACUGAAGGAGGACCCAGUGUUGAUAAGUUGCUGCCCGGUGACCAAAUCCUGUCUGUGAACGGCGAAGACGUCAAGUCGGCGCCCAGGGAGCACGUGAUUUCCUUGGUGCGAGCCUGUUCGAAGACUGUGAAUUUGGUGGUGUGCCAGCCGGCGGAACAGCAGGGCGCUAGAAAAUCAACCCUGCUGUCGGCCAGCAAGAGGGCGAGACUUAAAAGCAAACCAUCUAGGGUCAGAUUCGCUGAGAGUGUGUGCGUGAAUGGGGCGCCCCUUUUUCCACCGUCCGCAUUUUCGUUGGGCGACAUGUGCGUCCCUCCUAUGGCCAACGUGCUGAAAGUGUUCCUGGAGAACGGCCAAACGAAGUCCUUCAAGUAUGACGCAUGGACUACCGUGCAAGACGUCGUCACGUCUCUCGAGACUAAACUCUGCUUGCAAGCCACCGAACACUUCAGCCUCGUGGUGGAACAUAUCAAGUCCUUGAAGAGGAACAAACUGACGUUGCUGGAUCCCCAGGACACCUUGGCGAGGAUAGCAUCUCGUCCGGGUGCUCACAAGCUGAGGUGUCUAUUCAGGGUGGCGUUCGUACCCGCAUCGGCAGCUGCACUUGCUCAAAGAGAUCUCCACGCCUUAGACUAUCUUUACACCCAGUGCUGCAAUGACGUGAUACAAGAAAGGUUCGCCCCUGAACUUCAAUACGAGACGGCACUCCGCCUAUCGGCCCUGCAUAUUUAUCAGCACGCCUUGGUUAAUAAUAUCCCAGCUGCGAAGCUGACGGUCAAAACUGUAGAGCGGGAAUUUGGUUUGGAACGAUUUGUACCGGCUUCUCUUUUGGAAACUAUGAAGAGGAAAGAAAUUCGAAAACUUGUAGGUCACUUUCUGAAACUACACGCCAGCAUGGCAGGUCCCGGCAAGCAACUAACUGCGCUGCAAGCAAAACUGCACUAUCUAGAUAUAGUAAGUCAACUACCAAGCUAUGGAGCUAAAUGUUUUUCUGCCGGACCACGAGGCGAUACUAUGGAACGGGUUAUCUUGGUUAGUCCGAAAUUUGGAAUUAGCCAAAUAACUGGCACUAGGAGUUCAGUGGUAAAUAUAAAUAAUUGUCUUGUAUCAAAUGCACGAAAUAAUUUAUCAGUUCAGCCGGUGCCAAUCGCGAAUAUCGAAGACAUGCGUAGGAUAGAAGUCAGAAGUGAGGACGAAGUUAGUCGGACGGUGCUAAUACGACUACAGAAUGACAAAGUUGUUUCGAUAUCUUUAGAGGAACGUGACGCGAGCGAAUUGGUUUUGGUAUUGAGGGGGUACUUUAAACUUGAAACAGGUCAAAAUUUACCGGUAGAUCAGGAAGAGGCCCCUCCCAUGGAAGAUUUAGCGCCACCGUAUUUGUCACAACAUAAAGUGGUACCAGAGAAAUGGAGUUACAUUAAUCCAAGCUCCAUGAAAAACGUUUGCUUUGCGAUGCAACCGAUGUAUAAGGGAAUUAACAAGAAAACAAAUGGUUUAUACAAUACAGUGGGGCGACAAUCAAAACCACCCUUAGUGCUUGGCUACAGUUUAGAUAGUAAUAUGAAUAGCUCACUGUCCAAUAGGAACCAUCAGUUUAACAGUUUCGAUAAUAAUUCUAUUGACUUUCAGAGUGUCGUUUCUAUGGAGAUCCUAGAAAAUGGGAUUAUUGAGGCUAAAAAUGAUGAGGUUUUAAGACGCGUUCACGAAAUGCACCAACUUGUGGAAAAUUCGGAAAAGUAUUUAACCGAACAGGAAAAUUUAGAGAGGCUAAAUGCAUUAUCAGAGUGGCAAGAAACGAGUGUAGAUAUAGAAAGUGAUUCUGACGAACCAGGACAGUUAAAACACAGCGAUUCUUUGUUGCUUUUGACAAAAGGUCAUAAUUCGGAAAGGCGGCAUUCCUUUAGCAAUGCAACUAUAGAAUUACUGCGUCAAGAAACUACUUGUUCGGAGAGCGACAAUGAUUCCAUCUACACUCCACAAAAUUCUCCAAAACAUAAACAAAUCACUGAAGAUAGUAGAAAUAAUAGGAUAAGUUUUGGUUUACGCAGCCCUGAUAAUAAUACAGAUAAGGAACAAGACUUCCAAGCUUAUCUUCAACAUUUACGAGAUGUUAAGAACAACGGUGAAAAUAUGUCUGCAGAUUUGGACUCCAUUAAUGACAUUUACGUUUUUGACCCAGAUAUUAUAGAUUUAACAAUGAUUCCACCACCAAGCACGCCAGAUGAAUUAGACUGUGCCUUACCAACACCUAUAAACGUGCCACCCAGGUCUUUUGCGGACUCUGUAGAUAAACUGAACAGAUUAGAUAUAUUAAAUGAGGACCAAGACCUUGAAGAAUUCCUAGCCAGUGUAACAGUACAUCCGCCAACUCAAAAAGUAACUCCAGCUGUAGAACUGACGCCAGAAGAAAUAAUGGCAUAUAUUAUUCCUCCACCACCUAGCCGCGGUAGUUUAGAAAAUCUAGUAAUGUCAGAAGCUGAACGUUGUACUGAGAGCCUGCCGACGGCUAUCGAAAGUAAUGGUGAUAUUAACAAAAAUUCUAAUGGAGUUAGACGAAGAAGUAGCAAUGGUAGUGUACAUUCAAAUAUUAUAGAAUAUGCGACUGUCGAUCGCAAAGGUGCUUUUUCCUGUUGUGCGAAAAAUAAGACUGAGAAAUCUGUGAAAAUUGAUGAGAAUAUUCAACCACUUCCGAGGAGAAGCUCUGAUGAAAAACCACCAGAAAGACCACCCAAAAAUGUAGCUCAGGAAAGACAAAGAUCGCAAUCCUUAACAUCAAAUGCACACAUUGCAUCAAGUACUGAGUAUCCACCGAAACUACCUCCAAGGGGUGAAAACAAUCACCAGGCACCAGCUCAUUUAUUUUUACCCCCCAAGAAGCCUCCUUUGCCUCCAGUGCCUCCUUUAGAGGUUCUCAGACAGAAGAAAAAUAUACAGCAGGGUAAGCCGUGUCCUGACUUAAGAACGGCCAGUAUUGGUUCUCCACAUCUUCAGAGGACUCGAAAUGUUUCAAACGAUUUAGAAGUAACUGAAAAUGGGGACAAUGGUUUGUCCCUGAAACACGCUACUGCAGUUAGUACACCGACUUCCCCUCACUUAGGAAGGGGAGCUCACCUAACAGCUGUUCCAGUCACAAUCGAUUCUCCCGGUGCUCCCAAUCUAUCAAACAAUCACCAACAGAGAUCUCCAACAUCACGAUCACCUAUAUACGUUCAAAAUCUGCCGGAAUCUUCUCCCAUCCACGACAGAUUUAGGAAUUCACACCGAGAGCAAGUACAUCAAGUGUUUGGCAACUGUCAAAUUCGAAAUGGAUGUACUUCCAACAGAGAAAAUCUACUGGCGAAAACUGAUGUAGCCAUGGCCAGUUUGUUGGUCAGAUUGGAUCAGGUUGCCGCUCAGUGUAGUGCCGCUCAGGUUCAUGGAGGAGGUAGAUUCAUAAGUGAGGAGAAGUUUCAAGCGGCAAAAGACGAGCUAACUACUCAGUCCCUUCAACUUGUAACAUCCAGUAAGAUGUUAGUGAUAGCCAUGUCUGAUCCUAAUCUUCCCGAUCUACCGGAAAACUUAGCAAUUUGUCUGACAAUAUUGAGGAGAUUAACAGAACUAUGCCAGGACUUGACAAACCAUACAACGGCACCAUUGCAGACGAGGAACCUGAUUCUAAAAGUCCAUGAUGUUACUGCUGCAUUCCGACACCUUAUAACCUCAGAUAUAGACAGAAGUUCUCAGAAAGCCAUUGAGGAACAUCUGGCUGCUCAAGCUGAAUGUUUAGCGAAUGUUUUAGCGACAUUGUUGAGAAGUUUAAGGGUAUUUUCCCCUUAGGUAAAUAAGGAUUGUUUGUGUUAUACUUUUAUUUUGAUUAAUCACCCGAUUUUUAAAUAUGAACUUUGUUUUCACCAGGUAAGUGAAACGGCAUUAUGGUUUUCAGAAUAUUCAGGAUUAUCAUUUGAUAUGUACCUUUUUAUGUUUGUUUCUAGUCAUUUGUUAGCUUUUUAAGUUUUAGGCACAAUCAAAUAUAAUGACCAAAUAUUAUUAAAAACGCAAUAUAUGUAUAUUUAAAAUAAGUCUGAAGUUGUUAAAUACUCCUUAACUAUGUGAUAUUGUAUUAUAUCAUUUAGUCAGUUUGACUUUGAAAGUAAUGAAAUGAAUUAAUGAGAAAGGCGGUUCAGUCAUAUGAGGAAAUCUGUCCAAUAAUCAUAUGUUAUUGUGUGAUGAUUUUUAUUGAGUAUUAAUCACUAUUAAUUACAUCUAGACUACUAGUCAGAAAUUAGUACAAUAACCAUAGUAGAACAUCUUUUAAGUUACCCCCAAGCCAAUGUUUUAAAUAUUCACCCCUUUCAAAGAAUCUACCGUGUACAUAUAUUUAUAUUAUUUGUUGAAAAUGUUGGUUAAAUGUUAAACAAUUAUAUUUCUUGUUAUUUUGUGGUACUUUUAGGGAACGUUUCAGAAUUCCGCUGAUUCUUUUCAAUUCCAAUAAAAAUUACUAGGUAUUUAAAGGAAGCGCAAUAUCUUGAUGAAUCUGAAAUUUAUAUUAAUUUAUGAAAUUGUUUAUUUAUUAACAUGUAACAUUACUGUAACAUAUCUUAUGUAUGUAA